Eufriesea mexicana is the source of this 2212-nucleotide messenger RNA. Its product is annotated as putative zinc metalloproteinase YIL108W. The record is from RefSeq and is a predicted model, not a curated record. The transcript is spliced from 3 exons. NCBI's taxonomy places the organism in Eukaryota, Metazoa, Arthropoda, Insecta, Hymenoptera, Apidae. The coding region runs from base 260 to 1999 and encodes 579 amino acids.
GUGGAAAGAGGGAGAAAAGAAGGAGAAAGGAGAAGGAAAAAACAGAGAAGAAAGAGAAACACGAGUGCGGGUGCGCGACUGCAUGCGCCGCUGCGGCGACGCCAUAGUACCGCAACCCGCCGUCCACCGUCGUCUCGGCGCCACAGUCUUUCUCUCCGUAUGCACGGAGCCGGCUGAAACUGACCGUCCAGCACGUACAUACCUUUUUCCCUUUCCUUUUUAACGUGUACGUCCACUAUCUCGACACGCUUCUUAUACAAUGGUACUUGCAGACACAAAUGUGGCAAAUCUUCUUCACGAUCCGCAACAGCAACAACGACAACAAGAACAACAACGAUGUCAGCGUAAAUGUUGUUAUGAAGCUCAUAGAGAAUUUCCAUUAGAACGAGAAAAUCGACAAUGCAAAUCCAUGGAAAACGGAAAUUCAGAAGAAAUAUCGGUUACAAACAUAACGGAUGGGGAGAGCUUGUGUUACAGUUUAGCUCUGAUACGAGGUCGUGUAUCAAUGGCAUGUACCUUCGUUAUUGUACGAAAUCAAAAUAAUCAAAGUUCUGAAUGGCCAAUCGUGUCUGGUGAAUUUCGUGUGAUAGUAGAAUUGACACGCGGUCCAAAUAAGUUAGAAUUAGAAGUGGCAGGUCAUAAGAAAGGACUACUUCUAAUUCACGAACCAAGAACGACGAGACUACGUGUAACUCCUGUUUAUGUGAUUUGCGCCGGUCACGAUGGAUAUUUCCAAGGUCCCCGGGGAGAAGAUCAGUCGCCGGAAAGUGCUGCGACAAGAAUAGGUCUCGGUGCCCGACUUUUACAAACUCUCACCGCCGAGAAGUUAAGGGAGGCAGGUUACGGAAGGAAAACGUUUCAACUGGAACGAGACUUGGAUGGAGCAGAAUGUUUGGUAAUGCACAGCAUGCUCGACGUCGAUCGAGCACGUGCGAUGAAUCAACGGGAACUUUGGGAAUUGAUCGCACGAGAAUUAAUGACCGGUCCUUUGGCAUCGAAAGAUCGCAAGUACCUCGCAUUUCUUUCUUGUACUAGAUAUCGCGGCGCACCAAAUCCACGCACUCACGAAGACACUUUAGCGAGGACGCAAGGACAUGCCGCGCUUGGUGGCGGUGGAUUAGCGUUAUUUGGUUCGGCUUGUCUUCAUACGUGGCCCACCUGCAUGGCUCAGGUAUUGCCUAGAUUCCUUGACGCAACGGUUAUCGAUACGGAACAGUUAAUGGAUGAUAGUAAUUAUCGCGGUACACAUGGCGGAUGUCUCGCUACGACUCUUGGUUCUGUUCUCCAUGAAUUAGGGCACACUUUCGAUCUUGGCCAUACUCGCGAAGGCAUAAUGGGCCGCGGAUUCGAUUAUGUUGAUCGUGUCUUUGUCGGGGCGGCUGGAAUCGAUUUCAAUCGCAAUCCUGUUCUACGAAGAGAUCCACAACAUACAAUCAUUGCAUUAAGUAGACCGCUCAGCGUCACGGUCACCAUACAAGAACCGUAUGGUCUAUUAGGAAGCCCUCGAAGAAAUCGCCUGCUAUCCGAAUCCUCCCGUCCUUCGUCUUCUCAAAGUCCUUCACGAUUACUCGGCAGGUUAUCCGCACCUGCUAGUCCAGAACUCAACAGAUCCUUUUCAAAAAGUCUCUUACAACCUACAUUCGAGCAGUCUCCAAAUUCGCAAACUGAUCGAACAUUUUGGUCACCGUCUUGCGCAGCAUUCCUUGCCUAUCACCGAUGGUUCAACAGCGAAAUGGACAACGUUUUCAACCGACCUUUCCACGACAUAGAAUAUGAUGGGAAAAGGAACGUUGUAAGAUCUCGUUUCGGAGUACGAGUAAUAGAGCUUCGAGAAACAUCUGGUGGAAUGGUAGUCAGUUCUCGACAAUUCCCAGGCUCUCGCCCACCUUUCGAGGCAUUAGUUCCACCAGCUCCACCUCAUUGUCUUACCGCUUUGACUCUUGCCGCUGAAGAUUCAACUGGCAACGUUCUCAAAUAUCCUCUUCCAACGGCAUUUUGAAGUUUUCACCAUCGUCGAAAUCUUCCAAGCAGGAACACAAUUAAUGAUUCAAUGCCGAUGAAUCAACUUUUUAUCUUUUUUUCUUUCUCCUUUUCUUUUCUCCUAUUUCUUUGCCAUUUUCGUAGAAGCGUGUACGAUUAGUACGAUUAACGUUAACAAUGAUGCUUUUCUGCUAAAGCUAAUUUAACCGAUAACAAUCUCAAACUCGGUCUU